AUGAUCUCCCCCGUGCAAUCCUCCACCGACUCGAGCCUCAAUCUCGACUCUGCCGGCCGCGAAUUCGACAAAUGGCUUGACUGGAACGGCGCCGCAAACGCGCCUGCAGGCGAUUCCUUUCGGGACGCGACACUUAUCGAAGCCGAGAACGGCCUGUUUCAUCUCCCUAUAUCUCCUUCAUCCACAGCGAACGGAGACAGCCACCUACCACAUAUCAAGAACGAUCUCCUCACCGCCCCUUCCGCCCUCGACAUUCUAACCCCCCGGCAUAGUUCGGCAUCACCACAAUCUCGGUCAAGCUCGGAACUGAGGCUCAGCGGAGAUACGCUUCGAGAUCAGACAGGCUGUUAUGAGCGACCGAUGCUGAAAAGGAAGCUGUCUCCUACCGAUAUUCCUAUUACCUCCCACCGUACAGAUGCGGCGACUCCGGCGGCGAAGAAACGUCCGCACAACGUUAUUGAGAAAAGAUACCGGGCCAAUCUCAACGAGAAGAUUGCGGAGUUAAGGGACAGCGUGCCCAGUCUCCGAACCGGCAAGAAAGCAAAACCCCAAGACGCCUCCAAUGGAGAUUCCGAGGAAGAGGACCUGGAUGGCCUCACUCCCAGUAACAAGCUCAACAAAGCUUCAAUCCUGACCAAAGCUGUGGAAUAUAUUCGCCAUCUCGAGUUCCGCACAAAACGACUCGAGGAGGAAAACAAGUCUUUAAAAGACCGACUGGAAACUCUGGAUAGGGUCAUUGCCCGAGGAGGUCAUGAUGCCCAAAGAGCUGCUGCCUUCACGAGCGACACCAUCAUCGAGGAGUCUCCAACCGUCUCGAGCCCCCAGUCGCCAAGCCUAGGGAGUACAAGAGCUUCAAGCCCGCCCCAAGGGCUUAUCCCGCUCCCCGAAAGUUGGCGGCGAUUACGACAGAAUCAAUCACAAGAACACUAUGGGCACAUCUACGACCGGCCCUCAGAGGGUUCGCGUCUCAAGGGCAAGUGGCCCACGAGGGUUAUGCUCGGCUCGUUGGCCGGUCUUAUGGUCAUGGACGGGUUAACUGAAUCAGACACCGGCACGGAUUCUCGGGAAAAGGGUCUGUUUGGCAUUCCACUCGAGCUCCUGGACGGUUGGGCGUUCUUACGCUCCCCACGGAUCUAUUUGGCCGCCUUCAGUCAAUUCUGCCAGACUGGUGGCAUCCUUCCAUUGGCCAAAGGGUUUAUUGCCCUGACCUUCCUGGCUUUCCUCGUGUUCUCAUACUUGUUCAAUUCGAAGCCUCCGCCGAAACAAGAUGUGGAGGAGGCUGGGACUGGUUCUUCGCAGGCCCCAGCUCCGGCGUCUCCGAUUCAGGUCCGACGGCGGGCGUGGAGCACCAGCAUGCAGGCGUUGCACCUCCCUCACCACAGUUUUUUCCCAGAAUGGCUUGCCAUCACAUCCGAGUGGCUCAAGUACACGUUUGGCUAUCUCUUUGGCGCGCGUGCGUAUGCCUGGCUUACUGGCCGCACUGCCGACGAUGACGUGGCCCGGAUCAAAGCCUGGGAUAUUGCAAUCGAUGCACAAUUGGCCGGCGGAGACGUCGAGGUUAGCAGGAGCAGAGUUCUUCUGACCAUCUUUGGGUCUGGCACAUUACCCAGCACGCCACUGAGACUGAUGCUGAAGGCGCUACACUGCAGGGUGUUGCUGUGGAAUGUGGGCGCACUCGGAACCGUCACUUCCAGCAUCGCUAACCGCGUUGGGAAAUUCUUCGCAAAUCGACAAUGGAGCCGCGCGAAGCAAACACAUGACAGCUUACCCCUGCGUCACUCCGAUCGUCUGCCACCGUAUCUCGCCGAGAUGCUUGACACGCAGUGCGACGAAGUUUUUCUUGAUACGGUGUGCCAGCGGGCUUACAAUUUGAUGUAUGACCGGCCUACCCAGGAGAAUUCCAGGAAUCCACUGUUGGAUGUUGUUGUGGAGGAUCACGCUGUCCGAUCGCCGCUUGACGCGGUUGCCGCCUGGCGGUCUACCUACUCAUUGACGCAGGCCUUAGAGCUAGCCAUGGAGGGUCCGGAAGCCCCUGAGCUGCUGCAAGAACUUUUGUCGAAUGCACUCAAGAUUGCUCCACCGGGGUCAGCAGCUGAAACGCGGGCGUUGGCGGCCAGCUCGGUGUUCAGUAACACUGCCCGAAGUGCCUGUUUUGUUCGAGCAUCGACCGCCAUGCAAGUCUCUUCGCCGAGCACACCAUCAACUGCGGACGUACGCCCUCCAUACUUUAUUGACUCUUCCACGCCAUUGUCUGCCCGGACAGGUAUCAUGAAUUGCCUGCACUGCGCCGAAACCCUCCAAAUGAUGGAUUAUGAGCAUGACCAAGAGAGGGCUGUGGCCUUUUUCUCCUCGAAAAAGCUGGACUACACGGACAACGACCUGCUGACGAGGUCGGCGGUCCAGUAUCUUCUCCGACGGCUGCCGAUGAUUGAUAUGCCAGUAUUGGCUGGCGGAGAAGAGGUUCGAGAUCUACCACAUGAUAUUGUUGCCGGGGCUGACAUGUCGAGUACACACAACAGUCAGGGGAAGAUGUCACGACGACACAGCACCCACAGCAAUGACACUGGCUAUGAAAGCCAGGAAGACACUAUGACUGUGGGACGUCGUGAUGCAAGUUCACGGUUAGUCGAGCGACCCUCAUUGAUGCUGAGGAAGGAGUUCGUGGUAUGA
This is a messenger RNA of Capronia coronata CBS 617.96, 2670 nucleotides long. RefSeq lists its product as uncharacterized. The coding region runs from base 1 to 2670 and encodes 889 amino acids. The record is from RefSeq and is a predicted model, not a curated record. Lineage: Eukaryota; Fungi; Ascomycota; Eurotiomycetes; Chaetothyriales; Herpotrichiellaceae. Gene Ontology annotation, biological process: positive regulation of transcription by RNA polymerase II; SREBP signaling pathway. Gene Ontology annotation, molecular function: protein dimerization activity. The transcript has a single exon.